Purpureocillium lilacinum is the source of this 840-nucleotide messenger RNA. The record is from RefSeq and is a predicted model, not a curated record. Lineage: Eukaryota; Fungi; Ascomycota; Sordariomycetes; Hypocreales; Ophiocordycipitaceae.
AUGCUCGCCGCCAGGUUGCGCACAAGAGCCGCCACGAGAGCUGCCUCCUUUCCGCAUUCAAUUCAUAAACCACCAUUCCUCCUCGCUAGAUCCCGACCUGUAUUACCUGUUUCAUCAUUUGCGAUAGCGAGCGCCGCCGCCAUGUCUUCGGCGCCGGACGUAAAGGAGGUCAGGUUCGGGCCCUUUGUGGUUACGAAGCAGGUGAGUUUGCCGGGCUACGCGCAGGUCUUUUGCGUCACGCCCCUCUCCUUCGCGCUCGUCAACCUCAAGCCCAUCGUCCCGGGGCACGUCCUCGUGUGCCCCCUCGCCCCGCACCGGCGCCUGACGGAGCUCUCCCCCGCAGAGACGGCAGACCUGUUCACGACGGUGCAGCUCAUGCAGCGGGUCCUCGCGCGCGUCUACUUUACAGACCCGGACGCAGGCGGCGAGGAGGCGGACAAGGGCAAGGGCAAGGGCAAGCCCGCGGAGCCCUCGGCGGGGAGCUUCACCGUGGCGGUGCAGGACGGGCCGGACUCGGGGCAGACGGUGCCGCACGUGCACGUGCACGUCAUCCCGCGGACGAGGGGCGACCUGGGGGACGCCAUGGACGAGAUUUACGUGCGCAUGGCGGGCGAGGAGGGGAACGUGGGCGGCGCGCUGUGGGAUGUUACCGCGACGAGGCCGGUGCCGGGCGGGGGGAUGCCGCGAAUUGAGGACGUGGCGCGGAAUGUGCGCACGGAGGAGCAGAUGCAUGAGGAGGCGGAGAGGUAUAGGGCGGUUCUGCGGGAGAUGUACGAGGAGGAGAGGGGGGUUGAGCCGCCGCCGUUUGUGGCGGGGACGGGGACCAAGGCUGGGGUGUGA